AUGGAUCCUCAAGCUGACCCAACCAAUCUGAUAGGUCACCUCCUCAGCCUCAUCGACAUUAUGGAUGAUGACGAUGUGGCCGAUUGGCUGCAUCAUCAUGUCACCAGACCAACAACUAACCCCCAAGGAAUCGGAAUCGGAUGGCCAAUUGUUUUGAAUUUCGUAACCCCAACUUCUAACUUCUAUGAACUUACUCGUAUUCUCAACCUUACCACGUUGAUUACCCCUAUUCAGCUAUUGCCCUUGGUUUGUCCCACUUCUCGACUCGAUUCCUUCAACAUGAGUCGGUGUUCUGGAUACGACACCGAUGACACUCAAAGUCAACCUCGUCGAACUUCUCGGAUCUCCACCCCGCUCCGAUUGGAUCCAGGGAUGAUCCAACCAUCCCAGGAUAGCCGCCGCGGUCUCUUUAAUCCCUCUUCCCAACCACCAUCAUCCAGUGGCCUCAAACGAGCUCGUUCGACUUCUAGAUCCGAUUGUGACGUAGUUGGCGGUCUCAAUGUCCCAACCCAGGGCCAAAUGUCCAAGACUGUCAAUCAGGCCAAGCCCACCAGUCAGCAGAGAUCGGGUAUUGCUAAACCGAAAGGAUCUACGAAACCGACCUCCGUUUCCACUGCUUCUUCUGUUAUCCGCGCGUCAGGAUCAAAACUCAAAGGAAAGACUAGAUCAAAACCAAAACCUGAUUCGACUGCGUCCUCUGUUACCAAUGCGUCCGGUUAUACGAAUCAAAAUAAGGAACAAGGCCAUCCCAAAUUGCCAACCCAAGAAAAAUUCGAUGGAUUUGCGCCAAGACUCUGA
Melampsora larici-populina 98AG31 is the source of this 798-nucleotide messenger RNA. RefSeq lists its product as uncharacterized. The coding region runs from base 1 to 798 and encodes 265 amino acids. Lineage: Eukaryota; Fungi; Basidiomycota; Pucciniomycetes; Pucciniales; Melampsoraceae. The record is from RefSeq and is a predicted model, not a curated record. The transcript is spliced from 6 exons.